Messenger RNA from Corythoichthys intestinalis (scribbled pipefish), 5005 nucleotides. RefSeq names its product potassium voltage-gated channel, Shal-related subfamily, member 3 (gene kcnd3). The record is from RefSeq and is a predicted model, not a curated record. The transcript is spliced from 8 exons. Gene Ontology annotation, molecular function: protein binding; A-type (transient outward) potassium channel activity. Gene Ontology annotation, cellular component: voltage-gated potassium channel complex; dendritic spine; neuronal cell body. Lineage: Eukaryota; Metazoa; Chordata; Actinopteri; Syngnathiformes; Syngnathidae. Bases 371 to 2299 code for a protein of 642 amino acids. Gene Ontology annotation, biological process: potassium ion export across plasma membrane; protein homooligomerization.
UCUCCCGGCUCUGCUCUCGUCGAGAAGCCGAGAAGCGAGUGUCUCUGCGGCGGCGUGCUCCCCCCAUCCCUCUGCUCAGCAGGAUGGAAAGUGAGCUCACCAAGCUGUGGUACGUCCACUCGUCGACACUUUCCUGCGCUCUCAGCCCUCGGUGACACAAUUCCCCGUUUUCACUUGGUAACUUAGUUGCCACUGUGCAUUUAAUAGAUCGCCUUUAAAAAGAAAAGAGGGGGGGAAGACGUAACAGCCCCACCGAAUAAGGUCGCCUUUUUUGGAUGGAGAAUUUCCUCACGUUGGCGAAUCAGCUGAAGUCAAGCUGGUUGUGAAAGUGCAGGAUUUCUUUCCCCCUACACCCCAGGUUGGAGACAGUAUGGCAGCAGGAGUGGCGGCAUGGCUUCCCUUUGCCCGGGCAGCGGCUAUUGGCUGGAUGCCUGUGGCUAAUCUACCCAUGCCAGUGGCGCCAACUGAAAAGAACAAGCGUCAGGAUGAGUUAAUCAUUCUAAAUGUUAGCGGACGGCGUUUCCAAACCUGGAGGAACACUUUGGAUCGCUACCCGGACACUCUACUAGGGAGCUCUGAGAAGGAGUUCUUCUACAAUGAAGAGACAAAAGAGUACUUCUUCGAUCGGGAUCCAGAUGUGUUUCGCAGCGUUCUUAACUUCUAUCGUACAGGCAAGCUUCACUACCCUCGCUAUGAGUGCAUCUCCUCCUAUGAUGAAGAACUGGCUUUCUUUGGUAUCGUCCCGGAGAUCAUCGGUGACUGCUGCUAUGAAGAGUACAAGGAUAGAAAGAGGGAGAAUGCAGAGCGUUUGAUGGAUGACCAAGAAGACAACAAGGAUGCAAAGCUGCCAAACAUGACCUUCAGGGAGACCAUGUGGCGGGCUUUUGAGAACCCUCACACUUCCACCAUGGCUUUAGUCUUCUACUACGUCACUGGCUUCUUCAUCGCAGUCUCUGUCAUCACCAACGUGGUUGAGACAGUGCCCUGCGGCUCUUCUUUUAAUAAAAAGGAAGUGCCAUGCGGCGAGCGCUACACUGUGGCCUUCUUCUGCAUGGACACAGCAUGCGUCAUGAUCUUCACCGUGGAAUACCUGAUGCGCUUAUUUGCUGCACCAAGCCGCUACCGCUUCAUGAGGUCUGUCAUGAGCAUUAUUGAUGUGGUGGCCAUCUUGCCCUACUACAUUGGCCUGGUGAUGACUGAUAACGAGGACGUCAGUGGCGCCUUUGUGACGCUCCGAGUUUUCCGAGUGUUUCGCAUCUUUAAGUUCUCCCGACACUCGCAGGGCCUUCGCAUUCUGGGUUACACGCUAAAGAGCUGUGCCUCAGAGCUGGGAUUCCUGCUCUUCUCCCUCACUAUGGCCAUAAUUAUAUUUGCUACUGUCAUGUUCUACGCAGAAAAGGGUUCAAGCUCCAGUAAAUUCACCAGCAUCCCAGCUUCCUUCUGGUACACCAUCGUUACUAUGACAACACUUGGGUAUGGAGAUAUGGUCCCGAAAACAAUUGCAGGGAAGAUCUUUGGUUCAAUCUGCUCUCUAAGUGGGGUGCUGGUAAUCGCCCUGCCCGUUCCUGUCAUCGUGUCGAACUUUAGCCGCAUCUAUCACCAGAACCAGAGAGCAGACAAACGGCGGGCGCAGAAGGUACAGAAAGCUCGCUUGGCCAGGAUCCGAAUUUCCAAGACGGGAAGCUCCAGUGCCUUCCUCCACAGCAAGCGCAACGGCCUGUUUAAUGAAGCCUUGGAGCUUACGCAACUUCCAUACAAGAUGAAUCUUUCUGAUCAGGGCUCUACAGAGGAGGAACAACGGUUAAGUAAGUCUACCUCUCUAUUGGAGAGCCAACACCAUCACCUGCUGACUUGCUUGGAGAAAACCACUAACCAUGAGUUUGUGGAUGAGCAGUAUUACCAACAAAGCUACCUGGAGGCAGGACUUCAGCAUUACCCGUCUCGUAGCCCGUCCCUCUCCAGCCAAGAAGGUGUCACGGGCACUUGCUGCACCCGCAGAAGCAAGAAGCACCACAGUCCUUUACCCAAUUCCAGUGAGCCGGCACACAUGCAGCCAUUAACGCAUGCACACCAACAAGGCUUGCAAGAGCUCAGCACCAUCCACAUUCAGCCACUCAGCACCAGCCGCUCCAGUUUGAACAUGCGCAUGGAUGAGCCGACACCACUCAACUGCCAGGGUAGCCAAAUCACCACAGCGAUCAUCAGCAUUCCAACACCACCUGUGACGACCCCCGAGGGCGACUCCCGUCUCCCGGCUGCCCCCUCUCACCAGAACGUUGUGAAGGUGUCCGCACUGUGAAGGACGCAGGCGUGUCAUACUCAGUGACUGUUUUAAGACUCACCUAAUCAGACUGAGGGAUGAGAGGAUAAUGUUCAGACACUUACUUUGGAUGCGGUGGAGACUGCCCUCUGCUAGUCAUGUACCGCAACAACAUUGACUCCUUAUACAUUAGAGGGAUGACGUCUAGAUACAGUGCACCCAUGUUUGGGUGUGUAUUUGUGUGUGCAGAUGUAUGUGUGCAACUCAAGUGUCACUGAGCACAAAGCACCUUUUUAUGAUUUUGGCAUCAUUUUGACUCUUCCCUAAGGGGGAGACGGAAGCUGAUCAAGGAACAAUCAGAUAUAUGAUAUUACCCUUUUACUUUUUGUCAUUCCGUAUCACUGCUGAUAUCCAGAUACAGUCAUCAUUCCUCAUCACUUUCAGUAUCAGACCCACUUGAGGGGAAAUGUUACAUAUGAUAUGUAUUGUAUGUCUUGAUUUGUGUUUGUGCGUGUGAGCGUGCGUAUGCGUGUGCAUUUUCUGGAUAGAGGAACUGUGGUAUUUUCAGUCAAAGGUAUGUGCCUCGGGUGAUUGAACUUUCGAUUCUUCUGGAAGUCUAUCUAUGGCUCUCUAUAUGGUAUAUUUGACUAGCUGCCACACUCAAAGCUUCGAACUAAAGCAAAUUCUGUCCAAAAUCCUCAGCUGUAAGCCUUUUUAUACAACAUGUGCCUGAUUUUGUCUGAGGAAAUCGUUAAUUAAUGCUGAUGGAUUUCAAUAUCCCAUUCCUUCUGCUCCCCUUUGGCCAUCAACGGACCUCAAAUGACAAAAUAGUUCAACGCUGACAUUUUUUUUUUUUUUUUAAUGGAAAGCCACCCCAAUUAAAAGCACAAGGCAUUUGCUGAGAAUUUUGGACAUGUGUUCUGAGCCUAGGUCCUUUGUGAAUAUUGUUAAUAGAAUAUUUUGUAAUAUUUGACCAUCGUUUGGCAGAACCAGUGAAGCUGUGCUCACUCCCUCUCCGUUUCGCUGACUAUGUCUCUUUCCCUGACUUCUCUGUUUGUACUUCACUCAGUUGUCGUUGUCCGCUUGUAUUCCUUAUCCCGUCUGUGUGAACUACCGUAUGCCUACAGCAGUCGUUGCUGUCAGGCAGUGAUAUUUCUCCUCCUAACUCAGUGGGCAUUUUGCAAAGUUGUUGCGUAUGUGUACUCUUUGUGGUUUAAAAAAAAAAAAAACUUUGAUGUUGGUACUUUUUGUCCUCCUUGAUGUUCCAUUUUUUAUCUCUUCAUUUUCAGGAGAACCUGAAAUAGGAGUGGGUUGGUAAGUGGACCUGAAGGACAUGUGUUGAACCAGGCCCAAAUCUCGGUCACCAUUUAGCCAGUCUCAACUCGCAGAACCAUCAUGUAACAUUAAAACCCCACAAGGCUAACUGAUGCCUUUGCUCUGGACAGUGACUUUUCAGGUGUGCUCACAACUAAGCUGCUGCCUCUCACUUGGCCUUGUGUCCUUUUGAAUGUCAGUCCAACAGCUUGGUACCAGUGCGGGUGAUCGAAUUUCCCAUCCUAGAAGCUCAUCAUCAAUAAAGAAAAAAAUUAAAACAUUCAAGCAUUUGCUCAGAGACAGUGUUCUAGCUGUACCGACAUAUCACCUUUCGAAUAUGUUUUAAUGUGCACAGGUGGUCAUCUAGCCAACUGGUUUGUGCUUAGCUAAAGUGGAACUAGAUGAUAGAAUUAAUGUCAAAUGAUCAUCACAGCAAAAAAAUAUCUUUAGCAUAGAAAACUGUUAAAUCAGCAUAAGAGGGAAACUUUUGAAUUAGUUUUACAUGUGCAUUUGUACUGGAAAAAAAAAAUCAUAUUUGCUGGCAACAUGGAUGCUGAAAUGUAUAUUUCAUAUCAACGUAACACACCCAAAGGUUCUGCUGUGAUCUUUAAUCCCUCGUGACUACUCAGAGGAAAACAAAAAUAUUCGACAGAGUACGAGCAGAAAGUGUCAUACCCCUAGUUUAAGUAGUGGUACUAUUUUGAGGGGACAGCAGCUGCCUUGCAGCAGAAUUAGUGUGUAAAAUCACAAUGCAAGCGUUAAUGAGACAAGCACAGACACGCAUGCCUUUUUCUGUCAUAUUUUUUAUGUUUGUGUUAAAGAAGACAUCUUGUUCACAGCAUUAAUUCCAACAUUUUAAAUAUUUAGAACUAUUGUACAACAGAUGGCAGAAGAGAGAUUUUCAGUCCUUUAUUGUCCGGAUCAAACCUUACUUCCUUUUUUUUUUUUUGUCCAAUCUCAACUGCACUUUAUAACACAAUCUGAAUGAGGCUCAGCGUGUCCAAUAAUUGACUUCAUACGUAAUGCAAAAUAACAAAGCUCUAUUAUUAUAAUGUUUGGCUCUCUGUGUCUGUCAUGUACUCUCAUUUGUUUCUUCGAGAUCAGUCGGAUAGGCUCUGCCCUCCUAUGCCACCUGUUGUUGUUAAGACUACUGCUGUGCUAUCCUGUCAUGUAUUUGAUAUUAUUUAUGACCUUGUCUUGUGUCCCAACUGUGAAACGCCUGAUAAAACAUCUAUAUCUGCCACAUAUGCAAAGUUUGUGGGGUUUUUUCCUCCUCAGUUAUUGUUUGGUCUGUGCCCACCCAAUUAGAUUAAGUAUAUUAAUAUAUGGGGACUUCUCCCAAACAUAGUUUGGAAACAUUAUUGUUUAAUAAAAGUACAGGACCCCAAUUUCAGAGGAAACUUUCGGAUAGACAAUAAUAUUUUGGUUAAU